Gadus macrocephalus (Pacific cod) is the source of this 1863-nucleotide messenger RNA. It is a transcript of the gene gfi1b, whose product is annotated as growth factor independent 1B transcription repressor. Gene Ontology annotation, biological process: regulation of transcription by RNA polymerase II. Gene Ontology annotation, molecular function: RNA polymerase II cis-regulatory region sequence-specific DNA binding; DNA-binding transcription factor activity. Lineage: Eukaryota; Metazoa; Chordata; Actinopteri; Gadiformes; Gadidae. The coding region runs from base 20 to 1243 and encodes 407 amino acids. The transcript has 7 exons. Gene Ontology annotation, cellular component: nucleus. The record is from RefSeq and is a predicted model, not a curated record.
GCUCUGUUGUUUUACGCAAAUGGCCCGGGCCUGUUGGCCCUCUCAUUGGCUGAAACCACAGUCAGAUUCCAGCGCACAUUAUCUGAUUGUAAAUCAGGGAGGGGAGAAGAGGGGCGAUGCGCGAUGCUUUACUGUGGUUUGCUUUUUGAAUUCUGGGAUUGGAUUUAACAACACGCUUCUUACGCUGCGACAAUUAAUUUUUUUGGAGAACAUUCCCUCGAUUAUAGUUCGGUUUAAUUUGAUAAAAAAAAAAAGACUCAAGAUGCCACGGUCGUUUUUGGUGAAAAAGAAAAAGUCCGCCUCUUAUAAUAUGCACCGAUCAUACGACGACCCGCGGGUGGCCCUGCGAACCGACGAGCUGUCGGAAACCGUCCAGUCCAGUCCGGACUCUUCGUCGAGACCUUCCCCGGUGUUCCAUCAGAGUCAAGAAGACCCGCAGGACCCCGAGGAGCGGGCCUGCGCACUGGGCCCCCCGGAGCCUAUCCGGCACUCCGUCGCUCAGACAGCCCCGUUCUACCUGACCGAACCCCACAUUCCCGAGUACCCUCCGUACUACAAGACGUCGAUAGCGUGGGACGCGCUGCCUUGCUCCUACGACCUGCGGCAGCUGAGCUUCAGCCCCAGGGUCCUGCAGCACGCGGGCAGUGUGUACGGCGAGCGCCUCAGCCGCAGCCCCACCCCCCAGCAGCCGCUGGACUACAGCCCCCAGUACUCCCCAACCUCCAUGAGCUACCACUGCAUCACCUGCGAGAAGGUGUUCUCGACGCCCCACGGGCUGGAGGUCCACGUGCGGCGCUCCCACAGUGGCACCCGGCCCUUCGGCUGCAACGUCUGCCGCAAGACCUUCGGCCACGCCGUCAGCCUGGAGCAGCACAUGAACGUCCACUCUCAGGAGAAGAGCUUUGAGUGCAAAAUGUGCGGCAAGACGUUCAAGCGGUCGUCCACGCUGUCCACCCACCUGCUCAUCCACUCCGACACGCGGCCCUACCCCUGCCAGUACUGCGGCAAGAGGUUCCACCAGAAGUCGGACAUGAAGAAGCACACGUACAUCCACACCGGUGAGCCUCAGGUGAGAAGCCCCAUAAGUGCCAGGUUUGUGGCAAGGCCUUCAGCCAGAGCUCCAACCUCAUCACCCACAGCCGGAAACACACAGGCUUCAAACCCUUUGGCUGUGAGAUCUGCAGCAAGGGCUUCCAGCGCAAGGUGGACCUCCGUCGCCAUCAAGAGAGCCAGCACAGUCUGAAGUAAGGACCUGGAGGACUUCUGGAGAGAAGAUCUCACAGGGUCCAUGACGCUGGUCAAAGGGUUUCAAAAGACAAGGACCUUGAAUGAAAAAGAUGUGGUUCCCAACCUGUGGGUCGGGUUCCCACUUACGGUCGCCUGAUAUGCAUAUUGGGUCACUGAGAGAAGGCUGUCUUGAGGAUGUAUUUUUGUUUAAAUAUAAUAAUUGGAAAAACUUAGCAGAUAUUUUCUUUUCAAGAAAGCUAGGAAGAUCAUGCAAUUUAUCUUAUUCAUGUAAUUCUUGAACCCCGAAUCUCCAAAUGUAGCUAUAUAGUAGCUGAAGUCUAAUGGGAGCAAUUCAAGAAUUGUCCUUGAAAUGAAGAGUUUUGUUUACAUUUUUAAAGAUAUUUAAGAUAGUUUAUUUGAAUGUGACUCUCUUUAGCACUUUGAGCUAUUUUAUGUGAAGUGCAUUACAAAUACAAUGUAUAUUAUUAUUGAUAUUGUUUAUAUUAUUAUAAUUUAAAACAUUAUGGCAUUUGACCCAUGUGAAAUUACUGUUUAGUUGUAAAUAUAUAUGCGUGUUUCAGAAAAACCCACUGAAUAAAGUGUGUGGUGAAAAGAAAAUAAAUCUUUGUUGCUGUU